GGGGAGUCAGUGGGGUUCGUUCCGCUCAAGUACGUUUACUCAAAAUUUUUAUAAAAUUAUAUUAAUUUAUUUAUUAUAAUAUUACAUUAUGGCAAGUGUUAGAACAAACUAAUCAAAUCUAAGUUUAGUGAAAAGUAAUUUUACUCACGUUUUAUUCUGUUACAUAGUAGAAGAAUCGCAAGCCAGGUUAAGCAGCCUUAGACAGGUUGGAUAGCGAAAUUAGGACGUGUUCUCCCGCGAACAGUAAAUUUGUAAAACGUUUUAUAAAUAAAAUAUAAAUAUGUACUUCAAAGAAAUAUAGUUUUAAUAAAUGGAUCCGGGUUUGGCAUCAUUUAGUGGUCGCCCCUACAUGUUAUGUGUCGGUAACGAUACCAGCAGAGUUCGUUGUAUAUAAAGUUUUAUCUCCGGCUACAGUCCGGAUGUCACAACUCACAAUAUCUCACAACAGCUGAUCGUACAAUUCAUGAAGAAUGUGUUAGUCACAUUAAUCAAAAUGAAAUUCAUUCUUGCAUACGCUAUUAAUCGGCCACUGGUGAUAAAACCGCUACAAACUAAGUUUAUCGUAAAAUAUUUUUACCUACGGCGGAACUAUGACACACGUACAAACCACCAACCACGCAUACCACCAAUUAAGACAUUUUCUCUAUUCCGAUACUAAUAGGAACGACAAAUAAAUUUUCAGUUUACUUUAAAUCAAGCUAGCCAACAGUGAGAUCUUUAUUCAGUUCGAAUUAUAUAAUUGAGAACAUUUACAAUCACAUGACGACUUAGCGCUUCCCAAAACUCAACGUCACGCUAAACACGUACGCAAAAAGCGCGUCAAACCUAAAGAAAGCGCGAAACAAGAUACUCGAUUUAACUGACUUUCGACCAUGAUUUUAAAUUCUGUGAAGUCUUCAGUCUAGCUAGCAUGUUGUAGGUUUCAAAGAGUAAUUUGUUGAAAAUUCUUGAAAGCUUGUUCAGCAUAGAUAACUUUCGAAUUUGUUCCGAGUAUAUGUCACUGCGAACUUACAGUUCACGGUGCGGCAAAUGUUAAAAGUGUAAAAUAGACCCCACAAAUGUUUGAAAAAACGUAAAAGCCUGGUGUGGCGCAGUCAUGUUCUUUUUUCGUAUAAGAUAUACAGUGUUUUAAACCAGUUAAAUGGAUUUAUGUAGUAGAGCAGAUAUAGGCAGAAUAGAUAGUGUGUGCAGGACAACGUCAUUCAGAUUAAUUGUUUGAUUUUUGUUACGAAUACCCUGAGGCAAUCAUAUGAACGUGAUGCCGAAAAAUGUAUAUAUAUAUAUAUAUAUAUCUGUUUACAAUUUUAAAAAACAAUUCACAUUGAAAUUUUUGUUACAAUAUAUUUUAAAUGUUGUCAUGUUGGAAAAUUUUACACUAAAAUUUUCGAGCAGUCUUUGAAAUAUUUGAGAAUAUAUAUUAUUUUGAUUUCUUCUUUUGAAUUUAGUUCUCAUAUUGUUUUUCAACUGAAACUUCAGCGUUACUAUGAACCAAAUCGAUAGCAACUGUGAACUUCAGUAAGACAUGAUGAUAGGAGGGGCUAAAAAAUGAUAAGAUUUAUUUAUUUUGCACGCCCCAAAUUAUUUGUCGAGAAAGUUAUUAUGAGUUUUUGAUAACGCGGACCAAACUUUCUGGAUCUUCUGUUUAAUAUAAAGGCUUGAACUACUUACACAGGAAGCGUACCUAAAUUUUGAUUUACAGAUUGAAAUAUUUACGAUUAAAAUAUUGAAAUGAUGUCAUGGAUUAUGAUUAAAAUUUAAAGUUUAAUUGUAACACUUUAAAAUGAAGAGUAUUGCCUGCAAAAUUUACUUAGAAUUACAUUUUAUUUCAUCUUAAAAAUGUUUUGCGUCUUUUUUUACCAGAUUAUAAAUCCUUAUUUAUACAUUUAUUUCAUGUAGCUUUGACUGCUGUAUCUAUUUCUGUAUUGAAAAUCAAAACCAUGCUUGGAUUGAUUGUCACAUCUCUUGUCUUAGUUGCUGUAGUAAUAUUAUACAAUGCAUUAAAAUCAAUGCGAAAAUGCGAUUUAUUGUCUCUCGGCUCAAAGAUUAUGCACAAAAUGAACACCACUCGGCUUAUUACUUUGUUCCCUAAGUCAACAAAAUGUAGAGGAGUUAAGGCAUCGAAUGGCCACACCCUGUUUGUUGGAAAUCCCAUGUUUGUAUCUACAUUGGAGGAAGUGCUGAAGUUGAAAGCACGAGAUGAUGAUGUUUUUAUCGCCACAUACCCAAAAGCAGGUACAACCUGGAUGCAACAACUUGUAUGGCUUAUCUGUAACGACGCCGACAUUGAAACAUCUAGGAAGACGUCGAUACCUGAAAGAAGUCCAUUCUUAGAAGCAGUUGAUGCACCACCGGUCCUUCGUGGAAUACAGUCCGUUGAAAAUUGGCCGAUAAAUAAGCAGAGAAUAAUUAAAACUCAUUAUCCGUUCGAUCUGCUGCCGGAGGAAGUGAGGACAAACAGAAAGGGCAAGAUUAUCUAUGUUGCAAGAAAUCCGAAGGAUUUGUGUGUUUCCUAUUAUUUCUUCCACAAAAUGGGGAAUAAAAUAUUCGAAAACCCCGGAACAUGGAGCGAAUUUCUAUCCAAAUUUUCUUCAGGAAACAUUGAAGCUGGAAGUUGGUUCGACCAUAAUUUGAAAUACUGGAAAGAAUUUCAGAAAGAUAAAGAACGAAUAUAUUUUGUCACGUAUGAAUCACUGAAAAAAGAUUUGAAAUCUGAAGUGAAAGCAAUUUCCAAGUUUUUGGAUAAAGAAUUGACUAAUCAGCAAGUGCAGGACAUAAUUCAAGAGUGUUCGUUUGAUACAAUGAGCAAAAACAUAAAUCCUGCCCUCGCGAAAGUAGGGCGUCGCCUUGGUAUGAAUUUUUCCCAGUUUAAAUUUAUGAGAAAGGGACAAGUCGGGGAUUGGAAAAAUUAUUUUACUUUAAACCAGAAUAUUGUCUUUGAUCAUCUUUACGAAGAGAAGAUGGAGGGUACUGAAUUGGAUUUUCUAUUUGAACUUGAGUAAAUUAGUCUCAGCAUGUGUGUUAUUGAUUAAACAAUCUUUUGACUUGUUGAUAUUACCUAUUUCAGUUAUAUUCGAUAUUUUAUUAUGGAGCUCUGUAAGAUAUAUAAUCACAAAAUUAAUGGAACAUGUCCAGUCCCAGAGCCAAAAUAUCUUUGUUUCAGAGCACUAUUCUUGUUCGGGGUCAAUCUGAUUUCAACGCUCCAAAUUAUAUAGAUUUUCCAUUUCUAAUUUGUGAUAAAAGGGUUAAUAUUUGUUAGCAUGUUUACAAGGCUUUUGUACAUCAUUACACAAUGACCAGUGCUUCUAAAUUUUAUUAGCAAAUGCUCCACUACUUCCAAAACACAGAAUUGGCAAAGCUUCCCCUUAUUGCCUCUUUUUCGAAAUAUUAUUUUAUAUAUUGUAAAGCAUUGAUCUACCUCGACUUUGAAAUAAUUAUCAACUUACGAUAUUUUAACAUUGAAACUGAACUAUAAAGGUUUAUUGACAAAAUAAUUAUAUUAAAAGAAUUGAUGAAUUUUAUGAAAUUGCGGUCUCUCAUUAUGCACCUAGAUAUCUAUCGCGUGAAUACAUACUUUACUUAUACAACAUUCGUUGUUGGGAAGUAAAUGUAAGAGGUGCCCUCAUAAUUCAGCAAAAAAUAAUGCAAAAUUAGAAAGCAUUAUAUAGCAAAUUAUGUAUUCAGGCCGAGGAGUUCAUCCAGAACCGUAACUCAAUUAUACGACGACCUGUUUUUUUUUUUUUUUUUUAACUUUGGCAACCGAAUUACAGGUCUUUCAUUUACAUUUGAGCUAUUUUGCUCGUUUUUCAAAAUUAUUACAAUUUCGCUUUGCAUGAGAAAAUGUUUUAUUUUGCUUCAUCUAGCAUGGUUAAAUUAAAAAUUUCACAUUACAUUUAUUCAUUCCUAUCAAAAGCUAAAUAUAUUUAGCCCUCAACUCUA
Molecule: messenger RNA, 3936 nt
Organism: Styela clava
Lineage: Eukaryota; Metazoa; Chordata; Ascidiacea; Stolidobranchia; Styelidae
Product: sulfotransferase 1B1-like
Molecular function (GO): sulfotransferase activity
Source: RefSeq, a predicted model, not a curated record